Messenger RNA from Impatiens glandulifera, 1469 nucleotides. RefSeq names its product E3 ubiquitin-protein ligase RING1-like. Gene Ontology annotation, molecular function: ubiquitin protein ligase activity. Gene Ontology annotation, biological process: protein ubiquitination. Gene Ontology annotation, cellular component: cytoplasm. The record is from RefSeq and is a predicted model, not a curated record. The transcript has 2 exons. NCBI's taxonomy places the organism in Eukaryota, Viridiplantae, Streptophyta, Magnoliopsida, Ericales, Balsaminaceae. Bases 73 to 1131 code for a protein of 352 amino acids.
AAAAAAGAAGUCAAUAAAUAGGGGAUUAAAACAAUCUUGCAUUUCUUGUCUCCUUCUCUCUCUCCGAUAACAAUGUCCACCGCCGGUGGAACCGCUGUCGACGGCGGUAACCCUCUGCUAUAUUUCUGCUAUGAAUGCAAUCAUACAUUCACCAUGACACCUCCGCCUACUGGAGAUCUCAUCUGCCCUACUUGCAACGGCGGUUUUCUUGAAGAACUUGAAAAUUCUACCCCUGAUUCAGACGCCGAUCAUUUCUCACAAUUACAGGACCCUCUCUCCUCCAUUUUCGGCGCUCUUCCCUUUCUCUUAUCACCCCCUCCAAUCCCAUCAUCCGCGCUCUCCGUAGACUUACAAAACCCUAGAACGUUUUCCAGCAUCUUUGGACAGUCCAGGUCUUUUUCUCAAGAUCCUCACGCUUUCGAUCCUUACGCCUUUCUUCAGAAUCACCUUUCCAGCUUAGCUGCAGGUGGGGCGAAUGUCGAAUUUGUUAUUGCGAAUAAUCCUUCAGGAACAGGUACAGGUACAGGGUUUCAGCUUCCUUCUAACAUCGGUGACUUCUUUAUCGGUCCUGGCCUCGAGCAGUUGAUUCAGCAGUUGUCUGAAAAUGAUCCAAAUCGAUAUGGCGCCCCACCCGCGUCCAAGUCAUCUCUUGAGGCUCUUCCUACCAUAACGGUUGAUGAUGGGUUGUUGACUUCUGAUUUGGCACAAUGUGCUGUAUGUAAAGAUGAUUUUGAGAAGGGUAUGGAGGUAAAGCAGAUGCCCUGCAAGCAUGUUUAUCAUUCUGAUUGUAUUAUACCUUGGUUGGAGUUGCAUAAUACUUGCCCUGUUUGUCGGUAUGAAUUGCCUACUGAUGAUGCUGAUUAUGAUAACCGCCAAGGGGGGAGGGGGGAAGCUUCAGAAAGUUCAAAUAUCAAUCAAGAUGGUGGUAGUGAAGGGGGGUCCCAAGGAAACAGCCCAGGUACACGAACUGCUGAUCGAAGAUUUAGAAUAUCUUUGCCUUGGCCGUUUGGAUCUCCUGCACAAUCAAGUGGUGGUGGUGGUGGUGAAUUCGGUAAUGACAACGAACAACAUGAUAGUGGAACGAACUCUGGUGGGCAGCAGAACAGGGAAAGACAAGAAGAUUUGGAUUAAAUGUUUCCCAAGGUGUUUUCUUUGAGGGUGGAGCUGAGCAAAAUUUGAGAGAAUAGGAAGGAAGGAAGGAAGGAGGGGCUUAAUUACACAGUAGUAGAGUAUAGUAUAUAUGUUAUACUGGGUUUUGGAUUACAGAAAUAUCUUUUACUUUAUUGCUUACAGUUACAAUUAAAAUGUCCCCUCCUCCUCUUUGGUCCUUUUUUGUUAUUUUUGUGUGUUUCAUAUGUUGUUCAUAUAGUAGGAGUGUGUUGGUUCCAAAUCUUCUUCUUUUUGCUAAAACAAAUGUCAUACUCGUUACGAUUGCUUGCAACUUAUUUCCAAAGACCCUUUCUCUAUUA